Cooperia oncophora is the source of this 450-nucleotide messenger RNA. NCBI's taxonomy places the organism in Eukaryota, Metazoa, Nematoda, Chromadorea, Rhabditida, Trichostrongylidae. The record is from the annotation of a GenBank genome assembly.
CUGCCGAACAGAUAUUCCACAUCUCCCGAUAAUAUUUCUUACGUGUUUCUCAAACGUGCUGCUCUGGGCUUGGCUAAACCACUCACUCUCCUCUUUAAUUGUCCUGAUAUUUGGAAAACGGGGCUAGUCAAACCGGUCCACAAAAAAGGUUCCCGCAAUGUGGUACACAACUAUCGACCCAUCUGUUUAACUUCUGGUAUCAGUGAAGUUAUGGAAAGAAUAAUUUGUUCUAGUAUCCUCACCUUUGUGUUAGAAAAUAACAUCCUUAACUCUGCGCAGCACGGGUUCCUCAGCAAACGUUCUACGACAACUGCCCUGCUCUCCUUCCGCGGUGGCAUAGGGAGUUGGACCGAAGGUAUUAUAAAGCAUUCUGAUUCGAUCCCUAUCUCGCUGCUUCUCAAAAAGUCGGAAGGCGUAGGCAUAACUGGCUGCCUUCCUCCGUUUUAUUAG